Molecule: messenger RNA, 259 nt
Organism: Racocetra persica
Lineage: Eukaryota; Fungi; Glomeromycota; Glomeromycetes; Diversisporales; Gigasporaceae
Source: the annotation of a GenBank genome assembly
AACUGGAUCUAAUUGUAUAUCAACAUCCCUUGACGACCCUACUAACCAGCUACAAUCGUCUACCGCUAACUCCGAUUACUCUCUACCCAUUAAUACCACGCUCCAUGAGUCACUUUCUUGGCUGGAUCCAAAUUAUUCAUUUCAGUUUGGCACCCUUCAACCUUUUGAUAACAACCUUAUAUCUGAACCUUUCUCUACUCCAUCUGAAAAUUUAGAUUGGUUUCCAUAUAGCGGUAUUGCCAAUACGUUCGAUGAUUAA